AGACGUAAGAGGGACACGCGUAAUGCGACAAUGGCGACCUAAGAGGGAUCGUGGCGUGCGUUACCUCGCUUCCGUUCCUUCAACAGUGCGACGCGCUGCGUGAAAGUGCGAUAGUGCGUUUAUCGCGAUCGUGUACGCGCGACCGUGAAUGCGUGGCCCGUUAACGCCACCGAGAGACGCGUCUUGCGAGAGGCGCGAAUCGGAAUCGCGAAUCCCCGCAUACCGCUCGUCCCACCGAGGUCAGCGAGACGGCGAUCGAGACAGCCGCGAUUCAUGGUGCUGGUGUAUCCCGUCGAAAAAACGACCGAGCUAUGCGCACGUUCGCGUCGUCGCCUACCCUAUAAUGCGUUGUGGAUCAGCAAUAAUUACUUGCCACGAAAAUUUAGUGGUACUGGCAUGAUAAAAUAAGGAAAGUGAACGAAGGAAAUGAGCCACAAUAUCGCGGGCAUGCCACCCUUCACAAGGAUGCCAUUGGCGGGUAUGGGAAUGGGUGUGAAUAUGGGCCCAAAUGCCCCACAUCCUGACUCUUCUGCCCAUCCUCAUCCACCACCGCCACCACCAGCUGGUACUAAUCCUAAGAAAAAAAGACGUACAAAUUCAAAUGUUGCUCAACCACCUCCACAGCAACCUCCGUCUGUACAGGAUCUAUUACCCCCACCUUUAUCGGGUUACGGUGAUACAAUAGUAGCGAGUAAUCCUUUUGACGAUACACCACCACAGACUUCACAAAGCCCAAUGAUGCAUGGAGGUCCUCCACAUAUGCAUCCUCAUCAUCCGCAUCACAUGGGUGGGCCUCCUAUGCGAGGCAUGAGUCCUUUAACUUCUAUGGGUGGCAUGAGUCCUAUGAUGCCACAUAAUAUGGGCAAUAUGAGCCCUAUGGGUAAUUCACCCAUGACAAAUCAUAUGAAUCAUAUGGGAGCUAUGUCUCCUAUGAAUCAUGCUCCUCUCGGCGGCAUGAGCCCCAUGAAUAAUAUGGGGCCAAACAUGCCACCUGGUCCAAUAAACACUAUGAACAAUCAUAUGAAUAUGAGUCAUAUGGGAAAUUCGCAACUAAGUGGUCCACCUAUGGGUAGUCCAAUGAAUAAUAUGAAUAGUGGGCCUAUGGGUAGUCCGAUGAACAAUAUGGGUCACAAUAUGGGUAGUCCUAUGGGUGGGCCUCUAGGUUCUCCGAUGAACACUAUGGGAGGAUCUAAUCAUAUGCCUAAUGGACCAAUGAAUAUGAAUAACAUGAACAGUCAUAUACCGCCCAACAGUCCGUUAAACGGACCAUCGCUAAACAACGUGAAUAGUCCAUUAGGACACAAUGGAUCUCAACCUCAUCCGAAUCAUAUGGGAAACAAUCUUAACAAUUUAGGAAGACCUAUGAAUGGACCUAUGACUACUAUGAGUUCGAUGACAUCAAACAAUAUGAAUAUGACUGUGCCGAAUCAAAUGAACAAUAUGAAUAUGGGUGGUCCAGGAAUGAAUAUGCCUAAUGUGAAUAUUAGUCAUCAUAAUCAAAUGGGAGGUCAUAUGACAGGACCAAUGGGUACAAUGCCCAAUAAUAUGGGCGGUGGACCACCUAUGGGACACCCCAUUAAUUCCAUGGGAGCUUCUCUGCCACCACAUGGAUUUCAAGGUCCAGGAAUGGGUCCAAAGUCAAUGCCAAUGUCCUCAGUCAAAGUAUAUCCUCCAGAGCAGUCAAUGGUAUUCAAUCCGCAAAAUCCUAAUGCGCCACCAAUUUACCCUUGUGGGGUUUGUCACAAGGAAGUACACGACAAUGAUCAGGCAAUUCUGUGUGAAUCAGGUUGUAAUUUUUGGUUUCACAGGGGUUGCACAGGAUUGUCAGAACAUGCUUAUCAAUUAUUAACGGCAGAGAUUUAUGCGGAAUGGGUGUGUGAUAAGUGUUUAAAUUCGAAGAACAUACCUCUAGUUAAGUUUAAACCAUAACACUUCGUGUCCCGUCGUUCUUGCGACGCUCGAGUGACUCUUUGUUAGCGUUUAUAUGUGGUACAUGCACAUAUGCGCGUACGAUUGCGCACAUAUACACAGACACAUCCACAGCACACAUGAUAAAUAUUAGUGCACGUGCAAAAUCGUGCAUACAAUAUAAAGAUUUGCUGUUUGUUAAUAACUUAGCUUUAACUUGUUGAAAUAUUAGGGUAUCAUUCAAAUCUUGCGUAUCAAUGAAUACAAAGGAAAAAAUAACAUUCAGAAAUUAUUUAAAAUUUUGUUCGAUUGUCCGAUUGUGACAAAUGGGUUCAUAAACAAAAUUAUUAAAUUAAAUAAAUUUUAAAGUAUAAUAGAUAUAGAAAAUAAUAUCAGCAUUCAUACAUUUCUUUGUUUCUAAAAAUUAAUGUGUAAUAUAUAGUUUAAAGUAUUUUAAAAGAAUUUGAUUCAAAAAAAAAAAUAAAAAAAAGGAUUAAGUAUGAUGUUCAAUGAUAAUAUUAUAAAAUAUCCAAGAUUUGCAAAAGACCUAGUAUUCUUACGACUAAUUGCAUUGAAUUCAAAAUUAACAGUAUCUACGUAUCGAUAUUAUUAGCAAAACAAAUGUAUAUUAUUAAAGACGAGCCAUAAGCAAUUGCAUUAUCUUUGUUUUUAUCCUACCUAAACGUUUUUAAUAAACAUUGUAAUAAAUAUUAUCUUUCAACAAUUGAUAUAUACAAUUUGUAAUAUUACAAUUUCGUGAACAAAAUUAAUGUUUAUGAGUACCAUUUGUCAUCAGAAUCAUUGAGCAUCGAUUAAAGAAUUUUGCGAAUUUUUUCGACAUUUUUAGAAGUUAUAACACAUGAACAUCAACGUAUAUCUAAAUGAUAUCGAGUGAAUUGUAAAAAACAUAAAUCAUUAAAUGUACAAAUAAUGAUGACAUUUGAUUAAUAAUUUUAUUAUAUAAUCAGAUUAUUUAUGGAAAAAUGAAAAUAUGUUUGAAACUAUAUAUAUAUAUACAAUACACAGGUCAUGUAUUAUUUAAACUAUUUUUGGUUUAUUGCAAUUGAUGAAUGUAUCGCCUUUGACACAUAGCUAUAUUUAUUGUGAUAAACAAAUUAUUACUGAUUAUUACUGAAGAUUGACAUAAGAGCUUGUCACAAGUCCUAUUUUUAUUGUUAGAUCUACAUGUUUUAUUAAACUUAAGUGUAUGACUCAAAACAAUCAGCAUGAAUGAUGGGUCAACUCCAUCCAGAAAACAGAAUUAUACAGACUUAAAUGUAGUAUUGGUACUCCCAGACGAUAUACCUAGAAAUGCUGCAAUUCUUAUAUUUUUAUAUGUCAUGUAUUUUAAUAUAAAAAAAACCAUGGUAAAUUUUAUAUUUUAGUAUCUUUAGUUUAUUUUAGCACUUAACACUUCUUUAAAUUUAAGUAAAAAUAAAGAAAUUUUUAUUAGGUUAACAUUAUUUUUACAUAAAAUAAAAACAAAAGAAAAUGAAAACAAUAUAACGGAAAGCUUUUUGUAUGCACAAAAUAAAUGAGCUAUUCAGUGUCUUUAAAAAGCUUAACAGCAAAUUUGGUUCAAUGUGCUAGUAUUGGUACAUAUUAAAGGCUAUGGUAUAUAAAUUAUGAUGUAAAAAUGUAUGUAUAGUCUAAUCUAAGCAGGUUUUGGACUGACAAAAUGCUCAAUAUAAUUUAUAUUGAUAUAUAUUCAAGAUAUUUUAAUUAAAUUACUUAUAUUAUGUUUUUAAUGUAUGAGAAGAGAGAGAGAGUUUGAUAUACAAAAAGCUUUAAUUUGCACCAAUAUGCACUAGUGCAGCCAAAUUUAUUAGAAGAAAAAUGGAUGCUAAGUACAAUCUAUGAAAUAAUUCUGUUUGUUUUAUGUUAACUAUAAUUUAGUUAUACUGUUGCCAUGGCUUAAGCUCUUGAUUUGAGUUAUAUACAGUUAUAUUAAGUGGUUAUAUUAAGAUAUAAGAACUGUAUAUCUUUCUAAAGUUAUGUAAAAACUUUUAAUGAUAAUGAUAUUUUAUUUUACCAAGCAAUCCUUACAAAGAUUGUUUACGCACACAACAGGAAUUUAUUUGACUGACGUAAACAUGCAAAUUUCUCUAUUAUAACAGAAAAUUUGAUAUAUAGGAAAUAGACUCAAUAUAAGCCCCUGUCAUUUAGGCAGAGGGUUAAGUGCAAAAUUAAUUUGCUAAAAAUCUAACAAUAAUGAUGAAUAAAAUUAUAAUAUUGUCAAAGUUGCGGCUUUUCUGCGAAUAUUUUCUUUUAUAAUUUAUCUUAAUAUGAUAAUCUCUAUAAUAUUAAACUUGAUUAUGCAAAUAAAGACUGUUGUACACAAAAUGACAUAAAUAUGUAAUUGGUUGAAUUAAUGAAAUGCUCAGUAGAAGUUAUCACAUUGUUCAGCAAAUCUGUUCAUUUUAUCGUUUAAAAUGCUUAUGUUAUGCCCAUCUCUGUACUUAGAUUAAUUAGUAUACAACAGACUUUAAUCUGCAAUCAAAUUUAUUAUGAUAUUAAAAGCCAGCUAUUUUGAAAUAAACUGAAAUAAUGUUUUAAAUUUACAUUAUAAAGAAAUCUUAACAAAGAAUGCAUACUUAACAAUUUUAACUAGCUAGCAUAAUCUUUCGCAUCUGCCAGAUGUAUAGUAUCGAGGAUAUGAAUAUUGAAAAGAAUUGAAUAUUAUUGUCAUAGAAAAUUAACCAUUAGAAGAAACAAGGAAAUUAAAUUCCGUCGGCAUCUAACACAAAAUUAUUGAGUCUACGGAUUGUAUACUUUUUUAUAUGUCAUAAAAUAUUAGCCAUAUACAGAGA
Messenger RNA from Formica exsecta, 4718 nucleotides. It is a transcript of the gene pygo, whose product is annotated as protein pygopus. The transcript is spliced from 5 exons. Bases 427 to 1929 code for a protein of 500 amino acids. Lineage: Eukaryota; Metazoa; Arthropoda; Insecta; Hymenoptera; Formicidae. The record is from RefSeq and is a predicted model, not a curated record.